Molecule: messenger RNA, 7701 nt
Organism: Mytilus californianus (California mussel)
Lineage: Eukaryota; Metazoa; Mollusca; Bivalvia; Mytilida; Mytilidae
Product: E3 ubiquitin-protein ligase AMFR-like
Exons: 15
Coding region: 64-2211 (715 amino acids)
Biological process (GO): protein K48-linked ubiquitination; ubiquitin-dependent protein catabolic process; endoplasmic reticulum unfolded protein response
Cellular component (GO): cytosol; ubiquitin ligase complex; endoplasmic reticulum
Molecular function (GO): ubiquitin binding; ubiquitin protein ligase activity
Source: RefSeq, a predicted model, not a curated record
AAUUUGACAGGUGACACACUAGAAUGGUUUGAUAUCUUUUCCUAUAAACACAAAUAAACCAAAAUGCCGGUGAUACUUCUAGAACGGAUACCGUUGCCUAGUCUUCGUACAUACACUAGUCUUUCUGUCUUAUUGUUGUCAUGUGCUGUAUUUUAUGCCUAUCAAUGUGUUCUUGCUUUUCAAACAAACACUCAUUCUGAACUAAACGGAGCCGAAAUCGAACAUAAUGUUAACAUCGGUGGUUCAAAAGAAAGCAGUGAAAUAUUUAAUGAUCCAGAUAUAGUAAAGGAACCAAUAUCAAGUGAAUUUGACAUUCAGCUACCUUAUGAUAGUUUUUGGUGGAAUGUAGUUUAUGUACUAACUUCAGAAAUAUGGUGCAUUUGGACUGUUGUAAACACAGCAUAUUGCUGUCUAAUUCUUCUUGCCAAGUUGAUUCAAAAAGCUGUAUUUGGAGAGUUGAGAGUUGUAGAAAAACAGCAUCUGAAGGAUAAGUUUUGGAACUUUUUGUUUUACAAGUUCAUUUUCAUCUUUGGAGUGAUGAAUGUCCAGACAAUGGAGGAAGUCUUUGUAUGGGUUGCUUGGUUCAGCUUUCUUGGGUUCUUCCAUCUCUUGACUCAGCUGUCUAAAGACAGGUUUGAAUAUUUGUCAUUUUCUCCAACAACACCACGAUUGAUGCACAUGAAGCUGCUGAGUUUAUUAGGAUUUAUACUAUUUAGUUGUAUGGUAUUGUUAUGUGCCUGCACCUACAUUGGAUUACAUGCAGGAAUCACAAUCUUUGCUUUUAUGGCUGCAGAGUGCCUUAUCCUAGCAAUUAGAUGUCUGCAUGUCUUAGGAAGAUAUGUGAUUCACCUGUAUGAGAUGAAUGUUGAUGGAGUAUGGGAAAAUAGAUCUAUAUAUAUUUACUACACAGAAUUAAUAUUUGAGCUAUCAGCCAUAUCAAUAGACUUUGGCCAUCAUCUUCAUAUGCUUUUAUGGGGUAACAUUUUCCUGAGUAUGGCUAGUUUAGUUAUCUGUAUGCAGUUAAGAUUUCUGUUUUAUGAAUUUAAAAGAAGAUUGAAUCGUCAUCAGAAUUACAGAAGAGUUGUAAAGAAUAUUGAAGCUAGGUUUCCAAUGGCAACAGAAGAAGAAAUCAAAGACCAUAAUGACAACUGUGCUGUUUGUUGGGAGAGAAUGGAAUCAUCCAGAAAAUUACCAUGUGGGCAUCUCUUUCACAAUGCUUGUCUGUUGUCAUGGUUAGAGCAGGACACAUCAUGUCCAACAUGUCGGAUGUCACUCAGUGAAGGUCCCCAAGGUGAUCCUAACGCAAAUGUUCCAGAUGAAACAGGAGAUGCCAGGCCUAACGUGCCACACCCACCUCAUCCACCACCAAAUCCCCAGACUACCAACCAUUUCUUCCACUUUGAUGGAUCCCGAUAUGUGAGUUGGUUACCCAGCUUUUCUGUAGAAGUAACACAUACACAGUUAUUACCACAUGGUGGAGCCAGACUACCAGCCUUACAGACUUCACAGCUAGAUAACAUGGCAAGACAGGUAUUAUCUGUGUUCCCACAUAUGCCAUUAAGUUUAGUAACGGAAGAUCUGAGGAAUACUAGAUCAGUAGAUUUUACUAUAGAAAAUAUUUUAGAAGGACGACUUGAGGCUCCCCCUCCUGGUACUUUGGUAACAAGAGCAGCAAUAGGAGAUAGCGAAUCAGAGGAAGAACCAGAAAAUCAGCAAUUGUUGCUUCCUUCAGUCAUAUCACAGACAGGAGCAAUGGCAUUAGCUGAAAAUUUGUACCAAGAACAGAAUGAUAGACCAUCAUAUAUUGAUGAGAAUGUUCCUUUUUUAGAGGAAAACAGGGAAGAAAUUAAUGAACCAGCUGCAGGUCCUUCAACUUUUGGAGGGAGAUUCUCAAAGUCAACCUCAGAGAGGGAAGAAAUGUUAAGUGAUAGAAAAAAUUCUAUGUUGGAAAUGGCUAGAAAGAAAUAUUUAGACAAAAAUAGUACAAACCAGGGUGAUCUGAAUAGUGUAGAAAACAGUGAAAAUAAAAAUAAUAUUUUACAAACACAAACAUCAACAGAAGAAUAUCUUGGAAGGCCAGAUUAUACACAUACAUCAUCAGGAGAUCCUCUUAGAGAUUAUACACAUACAUCAACAGAAGAUCCUCUUAGAAGGAGAGAAUUACAUUAUAUGGCAGCACAAAGAAGAUUUAAUGGAGAAACUCAAUUGUAAAUUAUUAAAAAGAUGUAUAUUAUUUGUUAAUAUAAUUAAAUUUUUAAAAUAUUGUUUUGAAAUGUGAUAUUUUCCAGUAGUUAUAUUUUUUUCUAUAAUUAAAAUUUUUUCAUGCUUUCCUUUAAAAAAAAAAAUCCCUACAUUUUGGAAGUCUGAUAAAUGUUGUAAAUAAAAUGCAACUAGAUUGGAUUGUAUGAAAAUAAAUUUAUACAAAUCUUUAAAUAACCUGUCAGUUUUGUUUUGUGAUAAAUUGAAAUAUUGAUUUGGAGGAAAUAAAAUAAAUAGAAUUUUACUUGUCUGAUUGACAUUUGAUGUUGUCCACACUUUUAUUCAUUUUUAGCUUACCUGGCCCAUAGGGCCUUCAAGCUAUUGCCAUCAAUUAGCAUCAGUCCUCGUAAACUGUUUCAUUAAAGAAUUCUCCUCUCAAACUGAACUUUUCCUGAAUGUUCCCAAGGGAAUCUAGUUUUUAAAUUGUAUACAAGUAUAUAAAAAUGGCUGCUGUUGUUUAAAAUAGGACAAAGGGAGUAAAGUAGAUUCAUCAAAAUAAGAAGGGUAAAAAUGAUCAGUAGGUCAAGUUCUAUCUGCCAUGAUUGCAAUAUAGGUAAAAAUAAAUUUCAAAAUUGUAUAUUGUUACCAGGUGAGCGAUUCAGCCUUUUGGGAUCCUCAUGUUUUAUUAUUUCUAACUUUCAGAAGUAUCAAAAUUUAUAUGUUAAGCUAUUUUGACUAAUUAAAAGCAAUUUUUGUCGAGCCUGCGACUUUUGUCGCAGAAAGCUCGACAUAGGGAUAGCGAUCCGGCGGCUACGGCGGCGGCGGCGGCGUUAGCUAACUUCUUAAAAGCUUUAUAUUUUAGAAGGUGGAAGUCCUGGAUGCUUCAUACUUUGUAUAUGGAUGCCUCAUGUUACGAAGUUUCCGUCAGUCACAUGUCCAAUUUCCUUGACCUCAUUUUCAUGGUUCAGUGACUACUUGAAAAAAAAGUUCAGAUUAUUUGUAAUGUUAAAUUCUCUCUUAUUAUAAGUAAUAGGAUAACUAUAUUUAGUAUGUGCAUACCUUGCAAGGUCCUCAUGCCUGUCAGACCGUUUUCACUUGACCUCGACCUCAUUUCAUGGAUCAGUGAACAAGGUUAAGUUUUGGUGGUCAAGUCCAUAUCUCAGAUACUAUAAGCAAUAGGUCUAGUAUAUUUGGUGUAUGGAAGGACUGUAAGGUGUACAUGUCCAACUGGCAGGUGUCAUCUGACCUUGACCUCAUUUUCAUGGUUCAGUGGUUAUAGUUAAGUUUUUGUGUUUUGGUCUGUUUUUCUUAUACUGUAUGCAAUAGGUCUAUUAUAUUUGGUGUAUGGAAUGAUUGUAAGGUGUACAUGUCCAACUGGCAGGUGUCAUCUGACCUUGACCUCAUUUUCAUGGUUCAGUGGUUAUAGUUAAGUUUUUGUGUUUUGGUCUGUUUUUCUUAUACUGUAUGCAAUAGGUCUAUUAUAUUUGGUGUAUGGAAUGAUUGUAAGGUGUACAUGUCCAACUGGCAGGUGUCAUCUGACCUUGACCUCAUUUUCAUGGUUCAGUGGUUAUAGUUAAGUUUUUGUGUUUUGGUCUGUUUUUCUUAUACUUUAUCCAAUAGGUCUACUAUAUUUGGUGUAUGGAAUGAUUGUAAGGUGUACAUGUCCAACUGGCAGGUGUCAUCUGACCUUGACCUCAUUUUCAUGGUUCAGUGGUUAUAGUUAAGUUUUUGUGUUUUGGUCCGUUUUUCUUAUACUGUAUGCAAUAGGUCUAUUAUAUUUGGUGUAUGGAAUGAUUGUAAGGUGUACAUGUCCAACUGGCAGGUGUCAUCUGACUUUGACCUCAUUUUCAUGGUUCAGUGGUCAAAGUUAAGUUUUUGAGUUUUGGUCUUUUUUCUUAUACUAUUAUGCAAUAAGUCAACUAUAUUUGGUGUAUGGAAAUAUUCUAUGAUGUACAUGUCAGUCUCGCAGGUUUUAUUUGACCUUGACCUCAUUUUCACAGUUCAUUGCUCAGUGUUAAGUUUAUGUGUUUCAGUCUGUUUUUCUUAAACUAUAAGCAAUAGGUCAGCUAUAUUUGUUGUAUGGAAGGAUUGUAAGCUGUUCAUGUCUGCCUGGCAUGGUUCAUCUGACUUUUACCUCAUUUUCACGAUUCAUUGGUCAAUGUUUAGUUUUCUUGGUUAAGUCUGUUUCUUAGAAACUAUAAGCAAUAGGUCAACUAUAUUUAGUGUAUUGAAUGAUUGUAAGGUGUACAUGUAUUUCUUGUUUGGUUUAUAUGACCUUGACUUCAUUUUCUUUGAUCAUGUUAAGUUUAUGUAAUAGUUGUAGUAAAGCUUUCAUUUAGGACUAUCAACAUAAUAUCAAUGGUUAGUAAAGAAGGCGAGACAUUUCAGCGUGUCCACUCUUGUUUAUUUUAAAUUUGGAUAUGGUCAGUAGAAUAAUCAUUAAAGAUAAAAAGCCAAUUAAUAAGAAGUGGAAAUUAAAAAAUAAAAAAAUGUAACUCAAUAAAAUUGUUUAAAAAAAAAUCCAAUUAAAAUGUUCACAGUUAUUGAUAUCAGUAGAAAAUAGUUUUAAGUUAUUAAAUUGAGUUUUAUUAUAUAUUGUUGAUUUAUUAUAUUUGAACAUUUCUGCUCUACACCGGUGAACAUUUUCUUGUGUCCUAUCUUAAGUUUACCAUAUUAGCCACAUAUGUACAUAUGAUAUGGGUUUCUGUAUUUUUAAAAUGUGGCAUGCAUAUUUUUAUUAAAAAUCUCAAUAUCCAAUCAAAGAGUGGUUGUAAACAUGAAAUAAGAGAGUACUGAUUGUUUCUUAAUAUCUAACUCAAUUUUAAUUGUGUUUCAUCUUUGUGUCUUUUUUUUGGGGGGGGGGGUCAACCAUGGUUGGGUGUGUUUACCCCAAUGGAGCAAUGUAAAAUGUUGAAGCACAAGAUUGUAAUUUAUUCCCACUUUAACACAAAUUAGAAUGUGCUUUAUGCAAAGUUCAGUAGAAAAAUAAUACAAAUGAAACUCUUUAAACAUUUUUCAGUACACUUAUAUAUGAAUAAUCUGUGACUGAAUGUACAUACACUAAUGUUUGUGAAAUUUUCUCUGUGAUAUUGUAAAUAUACAUAAUUUUAACUUUAAAAGCAUAGACACUUUUAAUCAUAAAUAAAUAAUAAAUUAUGAAAUAACAUAUUGUUAAUCCUCAGCUUAGCUUCUGUUGUCCAUAUGCUUGUUCGUCAAUGUUAUAAUCUCCUUUUUUCCUAAAAAUCCUAUGUAAGAAAGUGCCUUUUUCACUAUAAAAAAAUGUUCAUAGAAGAUGUAAAUAUUUUAACCAAUUAAUUGGUUUCAGUUGUAAAUUUAAUAUGCCAUACUGGCACACUUUAUAUUUUGUUGUUGUAUAACGUUAUGAUUGAUUUUAUUAUCAUUUUACAUCAUAGAAUAUUCAUAAUACCAUAACUAGACUUGUAAAAAAGUGCUUUUUUGUUUUAAUGCUAACAUUGUACUUCAAUAUUGUCAUGUCAGCUAAAGUGACUUUAACUAUGUUUUUUCCAUGGAAAAUAGUUUUAGACGUAAGUUAACAUUCAUUACAAAUCAACAUUUAAGUUUACAAAUUGUGUAUAUGAAUUAAAAUAUGUGCUAACUCUAAAAAUUUUAAAACACUAGCUCAUACUUCUGUGCUAAUGUCAUCUUGAUUUGUGGUGUUUCGACAAAAAUGAUUAAAUUCACCUGAAUUUAGAAAGAAAAUUCAGUUUACUGUAAAAGUAAUUGCAGAAUAUUUCAUGCUUUGGAUGUAUAUAAAUAUUUACCACUUGACAAAAAUUAAUUGAACAGUACAGUUUAAUGGUCCUGUAUGUUUUAAGUGCAGAUAUUUUUUUGGCUCAAAAACAAAGACUUUUCAUAGAUUUUUGUUCAAAGAGUUAUUGAUUUGUCAAUUAAUGCUAAUUACUUCAGCAAGAUUGUAAUGAUGAUUUUGUAGUUUUACUAAGAACUAAAUGAAGAUAGAUUUCAUGACAUAGUUUGAGUGUGAGUUUAUUCCCUUGUCCACCAUUUUGGAGGUGUUAAUCAUUUGACUAACCAAAUUGAAACCUUACUAGAUCGUAGUGAUAAAUUAAGAAGGCUGACAUAAAAGAAAAUUUUCAGAAAACAACUUUUUUUAAAGUCUAGCUGUUUGUAUAACAAGUUGAAUGUGGUUGAUUUAUGAAGGAAUUUAUGUUCGUAGACUCCAAAAAUGACAACAGAAGGGAGGUAACUCUUGCUCAAAAUGUUUAAAUUGAAAACUAUCUAUGAACAUUGUUAAACAAAAAGUUUUUAUAUUUUGUACAAUCAUUUUUGGGGUAAAUUAUGCAUGAUAUGUACUAAUAAUUGUAUGUAUAUAUGAGUAUAUGAAUUGUAUUAUCAUUUCAGACAAUAAGGUUUAUUAAAUUUUAUGGUUUUAUUUUUCAUUUAGAAAUUGCAACUUAUAAGCAAUUGCUGCAUUAAGUAUCAUUUAUUAUUAUGAACUAAACUUUUAAGUUGUAGAUGCACAAUUGAAAUUGCUCAUAAUUUAAAACUUUCAGGAGUUGAAUUAAAAUUGUAAAGGGACUUUAAAACAUAUUAAAAAAAACUCAAAGAGAAAUUUGUUCAAAAAAGAUUUAAAAAGUUGUAAAAGUUCAUUUUAAAAACAAUUCAGGUAAAAAAGGAACAGAACUAUUCAAACACCCUCAAAUACUUGCUGUUGAUUACCUUGAUGCUAUAAAUAUUUUAAACUGGAAUUUUUAAAUAGACCAUUAAAUAAAAACCAUGUUAAUUGAAGUUUCAGUUGAAACUGGUUAUAUUUUUUUUUCUAAAUGUUAGUUAUAGUAUAUGUUUGUUAUGAAUAAAACCACAUCAAGUUAUUAAAAUCAGUAUGAUUAUCUAUGUAGGUGUAUUUUAUAACCACAAUAUAGGUAAAUUAUGUAAAUUAUUCAAGUUGUAUACUGUGAAUUCAAUGUACAUUUGAUAUUUUUAAUUACAUAAAUUCAAAUUUUGCUGUUAAAAUUUUUUAUAAUUUGAAUAAGUUCAGGUAUAUUACACGAAAUUGAAAGUAUAGUGGUUAAAAUUUAAUACAUUUUAGGACAUGAUUGUAAGGCAAGAAUAAAAAGACAGAAAAUUACAAAAUGAAAGGUUGCAUUAUCAAAAUAUCAAGUUCUAUAUAAUGAUAUACUGAAGUGCCCUGUCAAGGAGAGUACCUUCCAACAGUACUCAGGAUCUCUGGUUCUUUGUAAAAGUUAUAAUUUAAUACCAUGAAUUCUGUUUAUUUGUAUGAAAUGCAUCUUUUUUUACACAUCCAUAUUAAAAGAUAUACAUUUUGGGUAUACAGAGCCUGUAUAGUCUGUAUUAUAAAUUACAAUUUACAGUAAUACUGACAUGUCUACUAGAAAGUAAUUUGGACAGAAUGUACCAUAGAUAAUCCUGAUGUUUUGAAUUUACAGUUUACAUGUAUAUUAUAAAUAAAUGAUUGAUUAUCUUAAAAAUCAGGUCAAAUAAACAACUGUUUUUUCCAGGUUA